AUGAUGGCUUGCACCUAUGGUUCUGCUGAGCUCGUUAAUCUACUGCUUUCUGCUGGAGCAGAUUGCACAUGUAUGGAUAAUCGCAGCAAUACCGUAUAUCAUGCAGCGGCUGUCAGCGGCAAUGAUGACAUCCUCCAGCUCCUAAUCCGCUUUGGAGGAGAUCUACAAGGAAAGUUAUAUGCGGCAAAUAAGGACGGUAAAACUCCACUUCUCUUGGCCGUAGAACGAAACUAUUUGAGUACUGUGGCCAUCAUUCUUGCUCUGAUGCCUAAAGAUCGUCAAGAUAUAGACAAGCUUCACCAGGAAUUAUUGCAUACUGCCGCCUAUGGAGGCUAUCUCGACGUGUGCAAAAUGUUGAUUGAGAACGGAUGCGACCCCCGCUUGCGCGGUGAUGUAUGGAAUCUUCCGCUUCACUUGGCUGCGAAAUCAAAUAAAGCUGAUGUUGUGCAGUAUCUACUUGAAAUCGCUCCUGACACAAUCGAAAAGAACAACCUAUGCCAUAUCACACCAUUUCACGCAGCAGUAAUGAAUGAUGCACUCGAGACAGUAAAGGUUCUCGUUGAACAUGGUGCCAACAUACUAUUCAACGGCAGAGACGGAGAGACGCCCAUCAUUGCCGCUUCAAAGAAUAAUGCUGUUGAUGUGUUGUCGGUAAGUGUGUUGUGUUGAAU
Molecule: messenger RNA, 671 nt
Organism: Cylicostephanus goldi
Lineage: Eukaryota; Metazoa; Nematoda; Chromadorea; Rhabditida; Strongylidae
Source: the annotation of a GenBank genome assembly